Rosa rugosa (rugosa rose) is the source of this 2862-nucleotide messenger RNA. RefSeq lists its product as uncharacterized. The coding region runs from base 138 to 1694 and encodes 518 amino acids. The record is from RefSeq and is a predicted model, not a curated record. NCBI's taxonomy places the organism in Eukaryota, Viridiplantae, Streptophyta, Magnoliopsida, Rosales, Rosaceae. Gene Ontology annotation, cellular component: chloroplast envelope. The transcript is spliced from 14 exons.
CUGGCUGUAAACCCAAGCGCUCCAAUUCUAAGCCACUCGCCUCUCACAGAGAGAAACCAAGCUCUGCGUUUCCCUCUAUGGCCAGAAAUACUUAACCCAAACACUGCAACUUCCCAAACCAACCUCAAGCUCAAUCCAUGGCUUCCAUUGCCACCUGCUUCACUCUACCUCCCAAGCCUCUCGCUCGCCUCAUAUCCAAACCCUCACUCUUCCCCAACCGCCUCCACGCCUUUCCUCUCUCCCAAACCCCAGUUUUCCCUGGCUUCUCCUCCAAGGUUCGAGAUUCUAGGGUUUCGGUGACGGUCGUUCGAGCCAGCCUCGACGCCGUCACCGGUAUCAGGCCCGGCGGAGCUGUCGAGAGCGACAAGCUGCCGUCCGAUGUCAGGAAGCGCACCAUGGACGCUGUCGACGCCUGCGGAGGGAGAGUGACGAUUGGUGACGUGUCCAGCAGAGCUGGGCUGAAGCUCAAUGAGGCUCAGAACGCUUUGCAGGCUCUCGCUGCCGACACUGAGGGCUUCUUGGAGGUCUCGGAUGAAGGCGAUGUGCUUUAUGUUUUCCCCAAAGAUUUUCGAGCAAAGCUUCUUGCCAAGUCGUUUCGAUUGAGAAUUGAGCCUGUGCUCGAGAAGGCAAAGGCCGGGACCGAGUAUGUAGCGAGGGUUUCAUUUGGAACUGCGUUGAUUGCCUCCAUUGUUCUUGUUUAUACUGCAAUCAUUGUUGCUCUCUCGUCGAGUAGGAGUGAGGAUGAUAAUCGUGGACGACGUGGAAGAUCAUAUGAUUCGGGGUUCACUUUUUACAUGAGUCCCGGUGACCUCUUUUGGUUCUGGGAUCCAUAUUAUUAUCGGAGGCGGCGAGUGCAAACCGAGGAUAACAAGCUGAAGUUCGUUGAAUCUAUUUUCUCAUUCGUAUUUGGCGAUGGUGAUCCAAAUCAAGGAAUUGAAGAAGAGAGAUGGAAGUUGAUCGGGCAAUACAUAACCGCUAAUGGUGGUGUUGUUGCAGCUGAAGAGCUUGCUCCAUAUCUUGAUUUAGAAUCAUCAGGGGGAACUAUGAAUGAUGAAACAUACAUCUUACCUGUUCUUUUACGGUAUGAGGGUCAGCCUGUGAUAGAUGAAGAGGGAAACAUUCUCUACCAAUUUCCCUCUCUACAGCGUACAGCAUCUUCUCAAAGAAGUGGAAGGAAAGAAUAUGUGGGGAGAAGAUGGACUGAUUUUGUUGGUGGAGUUGAUAAAUAUUUUACAGAGAAGAAAUGGCAAUUCAGUAACACUAGCAUUUCUGAGAGAGCACUAGUCGCGGGACUUGGUGGACUUAAUUUAUUUGGGGUUAUCAUUCUUGGAGCCAUCUUAAAGGAUACUACAGUUGCACCAGUUGGUUUUAUUAAGUUCAUUACUAGCAUAUUUCCACUACUUCAGAUUUAUGCUGGUUCCUUCUUUGCGAUUCCUUUGUUCCGAUGGUUCAUUGUGAGCAAGACAAAUGCUGACAUAGAAAAAAGAAAUCAAGCAAGACUGAAAUCUGCUCGAGCCCUUGAAUCGCCAGAUAUCUCACUAAGACGAAAGCUGCUCAGUGCUCGAGACAUGGCCCAAAAAACAGUCAUAGGACAGGAUAGAAUUGUAUAUAGUACUGACAGGGAUUUGGUUGAGCAAGACUAUGAGGCCCAAGAUUGGGAUAGAAGAUUUCGAGAGAUAGAGAAGUCAGAUUGAGAAGAGGCUACUGUUGCUUGGUAAAGUUGGACUAGAGCUACUAGUUUUCUCCUUCAAGGACAUGAGAGCUUCACAACAAUUGUUGCAAAACCAUCACACUGGAAGUUGUAUUUGGCAAGCUGUUGAUGCGCCGUUGAAGCCUGCAGUUGUUUACAUUCUGAAAUUUGUAGGGGUACUGCCAGGAGUUACACCUUGUAAUAUAGAUUUUAGGUGGUCAGCAUAACCAUUUACAAAUGUGAACUUGAGCAUCACAGGGCUCAUAUAUAUUUGUUGGGAAUCCCCUACUGCAAUUAGUUCAACAUUUGGGAGCGGAAAGGCUUUUUGUGGCAAUGAAAUUACUGGGAGGGCCAACACUAAGAAAGGGGUGAUUCUGGCAUACUUGUACUUUUAUUUAGUGAACCAGUAGAACAUUGAUUGUUAGAAACAAUUGCAUAAUUUUGUAACAUAAAUUGAUGGUCUUGGAGAUCCUUUCAAAUGAUAUGCAAUGACAAUUGGGGUUUUCUUGCUCUGCUGUAAUUGAGAAAAACUGAGACUGCUUGGAACUGGCAAAGUGAGAAGUGAAAUACGAUAACGUUCAUUGUCGCUUUCAACCUCCUAAAAUAAUUUGCUGCAUUUACAACAGUGAAGUCCGCAAAUGGGGAGAAGUGCCAUUUGCGCCCAACAAUUUAAGGGAAUCUUCCAUACCAAGUUUGUGAUUUGCAACAGAGCAUGAAGUUUGCUCAUGCUGGCUAAAUACAUUUGGCUCAAUACAAGCAGUAGUAAUGCUAUCAGAUCAAAUUUAAAAGAACAAAAAGGAAAAAGGGAUACAUUUGGCUCAAUACAAGCAGUGCUAUUGCUAUCAGUAAAAGGACAAUCAAGACGCAGCUAUAAGGAAACCAUCGUUGGACUCUGGACCCAAGUGCCAAAGACAUUUCAUAACAAUAGCGGAGAAAUCAUGAAAGAAUAUUCAAAUCAAAGGUAUUUACAUCAUACAAAAUGAACUGCUGCCCAUGAGUGCACACUUUCUCCAAGGAGGGACGCAGGUAUUUGCAUCAAACCAAGUUAUAACAGUCAGAUGCUGAAGUCAUUCCCACGAUUAAAACUCGGAAAGAAAACCCUUGCAUGACGGUCUAGAGUGUAGACUACUGACAAAUGAAUGUUUUAAACAAGUAGAGACACCAGCGUACCU